Messenger RNA from Hypomesus transpacificus, 2390 nucleotides. It is a transcript of the gene slc52a3-2b, whose product is annotated as solute carrier family 52, riboflavin transporter, member 3-B. Lineage: Eukaryota; Metazoa; Chordata; Actinopteri; Osmeriformes; Osmeridae. The transcript is spliced from 4 exons. Gene Ontology annotation, cellular component: plasma membrane. The record is from RefSeq and is a predicted model, not a curated record. Gene Ontology annotation, biological process: riboflavin transport. The coding region runs from base 354 to 1730 and encodes 458 amino acids. Gene Ontology annotation, molecular function: riboflavin transmembrane transporter activity.
GCGCCUGCGCGUCCCCUCCCCCCCUAGUGUCAGGUGCAGACUGGAAACAAGGAAGCGUUACGUCGUGUGAGUGAGGGAGUUCUACGUAAAGAUAGUGUGGGAGCCGGUGGAGAGAAGAUGAACACGCGCGCGCCGGCAGUCUGAUGUAACCGUGACAAUGCUUUGAGGACGAUACAGGAAGAGGAUAAGAGAGAGAGAGAAAGGCGGAAGAGCCGAGCCCGCCUUGACAGUCUCUGUAUGAAUGUGUGUUUAAGUGUUCCAACACCAGGGGUUUUGAUCGAUUGCUGGGACCGAGCCCUCCGCCCAUCCGUGACUGAGUCCUUUACUUGUCCGUGUCUGAAUCCUCCACCGCCAUGUCCCUGCUGACCCACGUCCUCGCCUGCCUGUUCGGCAUGGGCUCCUGGGUGGCCAUCAACGGCAUGUGGGUGGAGCUCCCCCUGGUGGUGCCGGAGAUCCCCGAGGGCUGGUACCUGCCCUCCUACCUCACCGUGCUCAUCCAGAUGGCCAACGUGGGGCCUCUCUUCGUCACCCUCAUGCACCGCUUCCGCCCGGGCAGCCUGGACGAGCGGCCGGUCAUCUACGUCAUCGUGAGCCUGGGCAUCGUGGCCACCUUCCUGCUGGCGUUCUUCUGGAGGUACUCCAUGCCGGUAGGGGGCGCCGAGCGCAGCGUGCCGCUACUGGUGCUCAGCUUCCUGCUCUCCGUGGUGGACUGCACCUCCUCCGUCACCUUCCUCCCUUUCAUGACCAGGCUCCGCCCACAGUACCUCACCACGUACUUUGUAGGGGAGGGGCUUAGCGGCUUGGUCCCCGCCCUGGUGGCUCUCAUACAGGGGGUCGGCGUGGUCCAGUGCCGGAACGUGACGAGCAUGGCCAAUUGGGUGCAAGACAACGCCACGGCGGUAGCCCAUGGGGAUCUGGUGGCCCACUACCUACCGGCGAACUUCUCGGCGCAGACUUUCUUUGUGUUCCUCAGCGCCAUGAUGGCGGUGUGCCUGGCCUCCUUCGUGCUGCUCAACCACCACCCGGCCGUGGCCCGGGAGAGGAAAGGCGACCGCUACCUCACCGGCGGCGUGGGCGGUGUGGGCGGGGAGAGGAAGGAGCCGGCCGUGGCGUUGCACCCCUCCGCUCCGGAGGAGAAGCCCAUGCUCAGUGCGACGGAGGGCCCCCGGAGGGCGCCGCGGGGCUCCUUCGGGGCGGGAACCUACUGCGGGGCCGAGGUGGCGUUCAUUUUUGGGGUGCUGGCGUGGGUGAACGCGCUGACCAACGCCGUGCUGCCGUCUGUGCAGUCCUACUCCUGUCUUCCCUACGGGAACCAGGCGUACCACCUGGCUGCCACCAUGGCUGCUGUAGCCAAUCCUGUGGCCUGCUUCAUUGCGAUGUUCCUGCCGCUCAGGUCUCUGGUUCUGAUGGGUGUUCUGACAGUGCUGGGGACUGGGUUUGGGGCCUACAUCAUGGCCAUGGCUGCUCUGAGUCCCUGCCCUCUGCUGGUCCACAGCCAAUCAGGAACAGUCCUAAUCGUGCUAGCCUGGAUCCUGUUUGUGCUGACUCUGUCCUACGUCAAGGUGAUCAUCGGCGUGAUCCUGCGCGACGAGGGCCACAGCGCCCUCGUGUGGUGCGGGGCGGUGGUGCAGCUGGGCUCCAUGCUGGGUGCCCUGUCUAUGUUCCCUCUGGUCAGCGUCUAUGGACUGUUCAGGUCAGGGGAUCCCUGCAACACCAAGUGUUUCCAGUAGAACUGGGGGAGAAACGCUCGCACUGUGGCAAACACUGGAUGUGGAUUCCUGUGUGAGGGUUUGUUAUGUGAAGUUCUGUUUCAGGAUUGUUGUGUACUACUGUACCAUUACAGCAAAUACUAUCAAAAAUCCCAGAUGCACUUAAUUCCCUUUUAAACCUAUGAAACCAAAUGAGCAAAACGAGCAGUGCAGUCUCAAAGGUUAAAUCAAAACGGUGUUAAAUACUUUUGUGUAUUUGUUUUCAUGUUUUUACACCGGUCUUCUGUUCAUGUGAGCAACUCGACACUGUGUGUCUCAGUUGUUUAACUUCUACAAACGGUAUAUUUGUUUUGUAUGAAAGCACAGGACCAGACCAGACAUCUUGUAAAUACUUAAGGCCGCACUACAGCUCCUUCUCUAAAGAAACAAUUCCUGUUACUUGAAGUCUAAUCUCAAAUGUUGUGUCCGAAAAGUAAACUUCUAGCUUGCUAAUAUGUUACCAUAGUAACUUAAACAGUGCCUUAUUUAAAAACUGUCUAAAAUGUUAGAUGUCGACUGCUAAAAUAUUUUUUGUAUUGUUUACAAUUUGUUUCUGGUUACGUGGUUUUAAAAAGUUGCUUCUUUUGAUCAUAUGCACUAUGAUGUUACAUACACGUCAUGUAAAUAAAGACAGUUAAUGAA